Molecule: messenger RNA, 645 nt
Organism: Maudiozyma saulgeensis
Lineage: Eukaryota; Fungi; Ascomycota; Saccharomycetes; Saccharomycetales; Saccharomycetaceae
Source: the annotation of a GenBank genome assembly
AUGCAACCAGAAUACGUUAAGGAAAGACUUGCUGCGCUCGAUGAGAUUGAUAUGAAACUAUGUGGAAUGCUACAGGAAGCUUCCCAAGUAGUUCACGCAUUCAGUGAAGUGAAAAGUGGGAAUGAUGCAGCUAAACCGCAGUUUACAAAACAUGUUGAAGGGUUUUAUACUGAUCUUGAAUCUGCAACGAUUAGAUUGAGAAACGAGAUUAAAUUAUUAGAUGAUAAUAUAGGUACAAGAUUACUGCCUAUAAAUGUUAAUAAGAAGGCGUUAGGCCAGGAUGAUGAAAAAUUACAUGAACAAAUAGGUUUACUGAAGGCUACUUUGUCAGGAAAUACUUACGCCAAAGAACAGACACCAGAACUCCCUGAAAGCUCCACUGGAGUAGAGGAAAAUAAUAAAGAGGACCAUGCCAAGGUAAAUGAUACUACAGAGAUUACUCAAACAGAAAGUGUACAAACUCAACCUCUCCAAACAGAAGAUACCCAAACAGAAAUUAUACAAACAGAAGUUGCGCCGGAAUCUACAGCAGAAAUGACAGAACCCGCUAUGGAUGUUAACGAAGCUACUGAAAUUGAGAAAGAUAAUAAUGAGAACAAUGAUGACAAUGAUGAAGAUGACGAUAUCGAAAUGGAAGAUGUAUAA